AUGUGGAAAUUCAGUCAUCUGAAUGCAGACGCAUUUGAGGACCCCAAGAAAAACAGCGGUCGAAAAAGACCCCGCUGUCGGGAGCCCAUAUCAUGUAACCAUUGUCGAAAAUCCAAAGUGCGCUGCGAUCGCAAGUCACCAUGCAAACCGUGCCAAGAUCGUGGGAUGGACAAACAGUGCACUUACUCCGGUUCCAAAGUCCCAGCAGUCUCGCAAUCUACCAAACCAACAGUGUCUCCUCAACGCCCAGAGAUCGAUCUACACGCCUUCGAGCAGCCGACACCCCACUCAUCUGAUGGCCAGAUCUUCGAUCCACUAUCGGAUUUACCCCACAACCCGACCACUGUCAGUCAUGCCAAUAGUGCCUUUAAGGGGUCAAACUUCAAAACAAGAAUGAUUGGCGGCACCCAUUGGAUGGCCGUGUGCACCGAUUUGCCCGUAAUAGGGGCAAUGCUGGAGAAGACCGUUGAUUUUCAACCGAUGUGGAGAACUUUCGCGGAAGUCAAGUCUCUCCUUCGCGUCGCAAAUUCGGUCCCAGCCGGCGUCAAUGGAGAUCGUAACAAGCUACUGAAUCUCCUUCCCGAUCGAUCAACCUGCGAGAAGUGGAUCAGGCGAUUUUAUGAAACAUAUGGCAGAAUCUAUCAUGUGAUCGACCAGAACUGCCUGAUGACGGAGCUGGGAGAAAUAUUGAUCGCCUCCUUCGACGCGAAUGAAGUCCACAUUCUCAAAAUCCUGUUGGUAAUUGCGAUUUCCAUGCAGACCGACAAGUCAGAGCGACUAUGCGGGCGUCGGCUACUGCAAGAAGCGGAGAGCCGUAUUCAUACAUCGACACAGUUUCAAAAACCUUGUGUCGGCGUCAUGCAGGUUUUAUUGUUGUUGAUCAUCAUGAAGACCAUUACUGCCUCUGACACUGACAAGGUUUAUAGCCUCAUGGGUAUCGUGGGCCUGACUACGCAAAUGGCUCUGAGCAUGGGCUUGCAUAGGGAUCCGGCCUUGUUCCCUGGUGUCACUUCUUACUAUGCAGAAGUUCGGAAACGAUUAUGGGCUAGUUUCUUUCGAUUAAAUCUCGACUAUUGCAUCCGGAGCGGAUCAAACUUUAGUAUUCGACUGGAGGAUGUGGACUGUCCCCUCCCGAGCCGUAUCGACCUUUCGACCCUUGACCCAGGUACCAUGAUGGAGUCGGCUACCAUGUUGAACCAUGCCGAGGAAGCAACGGACCAAGCUUUCAAUAUUGCUGCAAUGAAGCUUGCCGUAGUGAGGGCUCCAUUACACCAGCGACUCUGCUCCAUAACUCCUGAAUUAUCAAGCGAGCUACGGGAUCGGAUGCGCGCCUCAUUCCACAAGAUCUUGCGCGAGUUUCCUCCGAAUCUACACGAGGGAGCUUCGUCAUCCAGUCUAAUCGAAAAGCUUCAGCAAGCCUUGUUGUCAAUCCAGGUUCAUAGCUUCAUGAUCAUUAUCACACUCAAUUUUGCUCUAGAGGUCCCAUCUCAUACCUCGCAGCGGAGCGAUCUCUAUGAAUUAUGGGAUGAUUCAGUGUCCAUUCUCCUUCAGUUGCAAGAGGUGUUACAGAGCGGCUCUGGGCUGUCUAGCGUGGCUUACCAUCUACUUUGGACCGACCUUGCCCGCGCAGCAUUAACCGCAUGUUUGGUGGUUGGUCGCCUACGGAGGAUCAACAUGGGAACAACUGUCUCCAAUAGCCCCAAGCCAACACUGGUCAUCUUUCAACAGCUUUUGCUGAAAUAUCUAGGUGCUUUAUCGCAAAUUCUAGCAUGCAAAUACAACCUCGGCCCUGUUGCAGCAAAGACGAGACUUGUCCUUGCUGUGGCGACAACUGUUACUUCAAGCCUCGUCGACGACGUUCGCGGCUUGCAACAGGAUUCCAAAUUCUUGCAGGUCGGCAUCAAAGCUGCCGACGAGGUUGUAACCGAGAUGGAAUGUUGUCUGAAGCGGGAAAACCAAUACUCAAUGCCCGCCUUGCUGGGAUUCAAUACUGCAACGACAUCAGCUCCACCACGUGGCUUCACUCCUCUUACAGCAGACUGCAUGGACCAUACACAACUCCUCCCAGAUCCCUUAAUUCAGACGUUGUUUUCGAGCGACUGCGACUUUUACCAGAACUUAGAGUCUCCGGGUCUGGGUAUGCAGUCUGAUUUAUGUUUACCAUAUUCCAUGACACCAUUCUGA
This is a messenger RNA of Penicillium verrucosum, 2184 nucleotides long. RefSeq lists its product as uncharacterized. The coding region runs from base 1 to 2184 and encodes 727 amino acids. NCBI's taxonomy places the organism in Eukaryota, Fungi, Ascomycota, Eurotiomycetes, Eurotiales, Aspergillaceae. The record is from RefSeq and is a predicted model, not a curated record. Gene Ontology annotation, biological process: regulation of DNA-templated transcription; DNA-templated transcription. Gene Ontology annotation, molecular function: zinc ion binding; DNA binding; DNA-binding transcription factor activity, RNA polymerase II-specific. Gene Ontology annotation, cellular component: nucleus. The transcript has a single exon.